CUCUGCCAUGAAGCCAAGCUCUUCGAUGCCGAUGAUGAUGAUGAUGAUGAAGAACUUGGCUGCCUAGAAGAUCCUAGUCCCUACAACGCCAAGGGAGAUGCUUUGAUCGGCAUGAUGCAUCGGCUUCCUUAUGGGUUUGACGAGGUUGUGGUUGGCGGUGUUUCGGAGUCGGAGGCAUCUGGAAAGUGUGUUGUGGGGAAGGGUGGCCCUAGGGAUGUGGCCGUUGCUAGGGACAAGGUGGUGACUGGAGGUGAUGUUGUGGAUGCAGACAAGGGCGAGGGGGCGGACUACCUGGAUGGGAACCAAAGCACUUAGGUUUUUGAGUUUUAUCAAAAUCAAUUACAGAUUUUGUAGAUUUGGGAGAGGGGCGAAACACCUAGGUCUACCUGGGGAGGGAAGCUCAGGAUUAAGGAGAAAAAAUUGGGAAUUUGUGGAGAGAAGUGAAAAUUUCUACUGUCGACUGAAUGGGUCUUUGAGUUUUAUCAAAAUCAAAUACAAAUUGUGGAGAUUU
Molecule: messenger RNA, 511 nt
Organism: Rubroshorea leprosula
Lineage: Eukaryota; Viridiplantae; Streptophyta; Magnoliopsida; Malvales; Dipterocarpaceae
Source: the annotation of a GenBank genome assembly